This is a messenger RNA of Vicia villosa (hairy vetch), 2032 nucleotides long. RefSeq lists its product as uncharacterized. Lineage: Eukaryota; Viridiplantae; Streptophyta; Magnoliopsida; Fabales; Fabaceae. The transcript has 2 exons. The record is from RefSeq and is a predicted model, not a curated record. The coding region runs from base 329 to 1714 and encodes 461 amino acids.
CCCAGUAAAGUGCAGUGCAGGAAAGAGGGACCUCAACUCAAUAGCAACAGAUACCGCCAACUUAGGUUCCCCAGCCACUACUCUAACGACACCCCCUAGCUGUACCCAGCUGUCUUCCACCCUCAUCACACCCUACCCUCUUUUUUUUUCUUUACCCUUUUUAUGUUAUUAUCACUAAUAUCUCUAAUCUCUCACCUCUUCAACCAAUUCAAUUUCUUCAUCCUUUUCCAUUACCCAAAACUCACACUUUCACUGCACAUCAUGUUACUUCUACAUUUCCUCAAUUAAUAACACUUCUCUUUUUUUCUUUUUUCUCAACUCUUUUGCUAUGGAUCCUUGUCCUUUUGUCCGUCUCACCAUUGGUAAUCUCGCCCUCAAAAUCCCCGUUGCUUCCAAAGCUGCUCGCUCCGUCGUUCAUCCGUCGUCUUCUCCAUGUUUCUGCAAAAUCAAACUCAACAACUUUCCUCUCCAGUCCGCUCAAGUUCCUUUCAUUCCUCACGAUAACCACUCACCUGACUCACAGUCACAGAUUCAACCUAUCGCUGCAUCUUUCCAUCUCAGUAAAGCUGAUCUCGAUAAACUCGCCGGAAAGUCUAUUUUCGUUAAGAAACUCUGCCUGAACAUCUCGAUCUACACUGGUCGGAGUGGGACCACCUGUGGUGUUAACUCCGGGAGACUCCUCGGGAAGGUCUCUGUUCCGUUGAAUCUCACCGGAGCUGUGACCAAGGCUACAGUGUUUCAUAAUGGAUGGAUUACAGUCGGAAAGGAUGCGAAAGGCGCUUCUGCACAGUUUCAUCUGAAUGUUAAAGCGGAACCUGAUCCUAGAUUUGUUUUCCGGUUCGACGGCGAGCCGGAGUGUAGUCCGCAAGUUUUUCAGAUCCAAGGCAACAUUUCGCAACCUGUUUUCACGUGCAAGUUCAGUUUCAGAAACAAUAAUGGUGACCGUAAUCAACGUUCAAGAUCAUUGCAAUCGGAAGCAGGAAGUUCUAGAAGCUGGUUAAGUUCGUUCGGAAGUGAACGUGAGCGUUCAGGGAAAGAACGGAAGGGAUGGUCUAUUACAGUUCACGAUCUUUCCGGUUCGCCGGUAGCAGCUGCUUCAAUGGUUACACCUUUCGUUGCUUCACCCGGUUCGGACCGGGUUAGUUGCUCUAACCCCGGUUCAUGGCUUAUUCUACGUCCUGGAGAUGGUACAUGGAAGCCCUGGGGGAAACUCGAAGCGUGGCGUGAGCGUGGUGGUUCCGAUGGCCUUGGUUACAGGUUCGAGCUUAUGCCGGAAACAAAUGGAGGAAUGAGUGCCGGAGGUAUAGUCAUUGCGGAGUCAACGUUGAGUUUGACUAAAGGUGGAAAAUUUGUUCUCGAUUUGAGUAGCCGUUGCGGUGGAAAUGGUGGUGGAGGAGGUGGUGGUUUGAAUGGUCGCGCUACGCCGGGAAGUGCGACUUCUCCGGUGUGUAGUCCGAGAGGAAGUGGUGAUUAUGGUUACGGGCUUUGGCCUUAUUGUAUGUACAGAGGGUUUGUUAUGUCGGCGAGUAUCGAGGGAGAAGGGAGGUGCAGCAAACCUACGGUGGAGGUGAGUGUGCCUCACGUGAAUUGCACGGAGGAUGCUGCGGCUUUUGUAGCGUUAGCAGCAGCCGUUGAUUUAAGCGUGGAUGCUUGCAGGCUAUUCUCUCAACGGUUAAGAAAAGAGCUUUGUCAGCAAAUGGAUUUACUUGGAUGAAUUCUGUGUCGUUUCAUGCUUUUGCUGGCCCUAUGUUUACUUUUUUGAAUUUUUUAUGGGGUUGUUCAGUUUGAGUGAGGCAUUUUGAUUUUACUAGUACUAACAAACAAUUUACAGGCUGUACAGGAAUGGGUGUGUUAUGUUAGAGUGGGGUUGUGGGUGGGUUCACGUGUGGCUUUUCGUUGAUUUUCUAUCUUUUUUUUUGUUAAUUAUGGGAAAUCAAGAAAAGCUUUUGUUGUGUUUAACAUUUUUUCUUCUUAAGAAUUGCUACUGUUGCACUGACUCAUAGCUCAUGUGUUUUUGUGCUUUUCUUUUGUU